Mycena citricolor is the source of this 726-nucleotide messenger RNA. The record is from the annotation of a GenBank genome assembly. NCBI's taxonomy places the organism in Eukaryota, Fungi, Basidiomycota, Agaricomycetes, Agaricales, Mycenaceae.
AUGUCAGGACAUCACCGCAUCACCCUUGCUGCCAACCCUCCCUACUUCAAUGGCGAUAAAUCCAAGUACCUGGGCUUUGUGGACACGUGCACCACUUACAUCGGUGCCUAUCGAUCGGAGUUCUCGCUGGACAAGACAAAAAUCCUCUUCAUCCUUUCCUACCUCCGUAAUGAGACCGGCACAAGCUGCGCCACCUCGAGAUGGGCAAUGAACGGGAAGCAACACAAUUUCAAGGGCUUCCAAGGAAUGAAGGCGGGAGUCACCGCGACAAGCUUCUUGGAGGAGCUCCAGAGGGCCUUUGGGGAUUCUAACGCAGAACAAGUCGCUGCUGCCCGACUCAUGGCCCUUUGUCAGGGCAGACGGUCCUUCGCGGACUACAUUUCCAACUUCGAAAUGCUGGCUGCAGACGCCGGAUACAAUGUGGUCACCACCACAAAUGACCAGGGCGAAUACAAGAAGGGGGAUCAAGACAAUAUCCUCAUUGAGUUUCUUGAGCGAGGGCUCAGUAGCCAGAUCGUGAGCCGCCUCUUUAACACAGGUGUUCCCCUGCCCAAGGCAUAUGGCGCCUUCAAGAACUGGUGUGUCAACAUCGAGGCCAAUGCCUUGCGCAACCAGCUGCGUAAGGCAUCCUAUGCGCACUCAACUCCGCGGCCUCCCCCCCCAAUUCCGCCCUCAGGCAGCACCAGCGGCGCCCACACCCGCCCCGACCCAGCCGGCUGCCAAUAA